Colletotrichum truncatum is the source of this 699-nucleotide messenger RNA. RefSeq names its product glycoside hydrolase family 61 protein. The record is from RefSeq and is a predicted model, not a curated record. Lineage: Eukaryota; Fungi; Ascomycota; Sordariomycetes; Glomerellales; Glomerellaceae.
AUGAAGUUCUCUGCUACUAUUGUUGCUGCGCUAGCUGCAGCCUCAGUCGAAGCUCACUACACCUUCGGCCGGUUGAUUUACGGCGGCACAACCUAUCCUGAAUGGCAGCACGUGCGCAAGACUCUCAACUUUUGGUCCAACGGCCCCACCGACGGCGUAUCAUCGACGCAAAUCCGUUGCUACGAAGCCGAGGCCAAGGAUAGAGGCACUGUCACAACCCUCCCGGUAACGGCAGGCUCGACUAUCGGGUUCGCGUCAAACAGCAUCGUUGGGCACCCCGGGCCUGCGAGUUUUUACAUGGCCAAGGUGCCGGCGGGUCAAACUGCGGCGACGUGGGACGGCAGCGGGGCAGUCUGGUUCAAAAUCUACCACGAGAGGCCGACGAUUACGAGCAGUGGGUUGCAGUGGGCCUCGUUCAAUGCUCCGGCUCUUUCAGCCAAGAUCCCUACUUGUCUUGCAUCCGGGGAGUAUCUCCUCCGCGUUGAACACCUGGCCCUGCACGGAGCCGCGACUGAGGGCGGAGCGCAGUUCUAUGUCGCCUGCGCUCAAAUCUCGCUGUCAGGUGGCGGGAACACUAACCCGUCCGGGGUGUCGUUCCCCGGAGCUUACAAGUCCACAGACCCGGGCAUUCUCUUCCAACCGUACUGGCCUACACCGACUAGUUAUACCAACCCAGGCCCGGCUCCGAUCACCUGUUAA